Acanthoscelides obtectus is the source of this 403-nucleotide messenger RNA. NCBI's taxonomy places the organism in Eukaryota, Metazoa, Arthropoda, Insecta, Coleoptera, Chrysomelidae. The record is from the annotation of a GenBank genome assembly.
GUCGGCUGUUUGGGUGUUCCAAGGUGAAGAAAGGCCAACAAAAGUCAUCCGUUCUCGAAGUGUUUCUAAAAAGAUGGUCGCGACAUUUGUGUCAAAAGCGGGUCAUAUUGCAACAUUUCCUCUUAAUGAGCAAAUAACUGUUACUGCGGAUUGGUAUACCACCAUUUGUUUGCCAAAAGUCAUCACUGAGCUUCGAAAAAUCAACCCCGAAAGAAGAUUCAUCCUCCACCAAGACAAUGCAAGCUCGCACACAGCCCAAAAAACAAGGCAGUAUUUAUCGGAAGAAAACGUGGAAUUAUUGGAUCAUUCUCCAUAUAGUCCCGAUCUAAGUCCUAACGAUUUCUUUACUUUCCCGAAAAUUAAAAACAGACUGCUGGAAUAGGUGCUUCGAAAAACAAUAAAG